AUGGUGUCGGUGGCAGGUGGCAUCAUCAUUGCCAUUGUCGUGGUCGCCCUGGUGGCGGUAGUGGGAUGGAUUGUUUUCACGCAGUACCGCGCACGCAGACUCGGCCUCCCUACGCCGAGCAUCUCGUCAUACCUCCCCUGGAAGAAACGAGACACGCCCUACGGGCCACCUCAGCCCGCGCCCGGUGGUGUCAAGGGCUGGUUCAGCGACCAGGUCCGCAAGUUUAAGAAUCGCAACAACCGGUCCGCCGCCGGCGCGUACGAGCCCUCCAACCGCGGCGCCGCGCGAGGCGCCCACCGCGCCCUGGACCCCGACGAGGCCUGGGACACGCGCGUCGGCACAGAGGCCGAUACAUACGGCUACUUUGAGGAGGAGCUGACGGCACGCGGGGCUGGCGGGGCUGGCCGUACCAGCACCGAGUACCACGGCGGCGGCAGCAGCUACAACAUGAACCUGGCCGCCACGCCUGGCCGUGAGCGCGACGAGGAUGAGAUUGACCUCGAGAGGGGUCGCCAGCCCUCGCGAAGCCCCGGCCGCGGCCCCCACGGCAACAACCCCUUUGACGACGACCACGCUGACAGCCUACGCGGCGUCAGCCCCCGGCCAAUCGACAACGGACAGAAGAGCGGCAGCCCCUCACGUCACUCGGUGUUCAAGGAGAAUGUAUAA
Messenger RNA from Cordyceps militaris CM01, 669 nucleotides. RefSeq lists its product as uncharacterized. NCBI's taxonomy places the organism in Eukaryota, Fungi, Ascomycota, Sordariomycetes, Hypocreales, Cordycipitaceae. The transcript is spliced from 2 exons. The record is from RefSeq and is a predicted model, not a curated record. Bases 1 to 669 code for a protein of 222 amino acids.